AGAGCCGAAGAGAAGAGGACUAGGAGGAAGAGGAGGAGCAGGUGUUUCUUUCUUUGUGGGUUUUUUUUCAUUAAUAUUUUUAUUAAUGGUUUGGAGAGUAUUCGAGAGGAAGAGAGAAGUCGGAGCACGCCGCAGCUCCUCCGCUUGCAAAAGAUAAUUAGUUUCGUGAUCUAGAAUUGUCUGUGAAGAACUCAGGGGAAAAUUUUGCAUCUUUUUCUUCAAGUGCAGUCAAGGAAACAAGGAGACAGGUUGGAUCGAUCUGAGAUAACUGGUCGAUCUGCCAAUAUGGCUACAGUUCACUUUCAGCUGAGGUUUCAUUAGCAUAUAAUCAAACACAGAUCCAGAAGAGAGAAUGAAUGUUCAAAUAGCCUAAGAAACUGUGACUUUUCUUUCCUUUUUUCUGCAAUGGGAACAGUGGCAGAAUUGGGAACCAUGAGAAAGUUUGGAGCCAUAGCAGAAGAGCAGCAAGUUAACCAGAUGGUCAUGGAUAAACAAUCAGCAGAAGAAUGGUUAUCACGCGUCCAUUCACUAAUACCAUCAGUGCUCAGCAAGGCCAGAACGGUUAAGAAUUUUGCAGGAAGAUGGAAGAUGAUAAUCUCAAAGAUUGAUCAGAUUCCAGGUUGUCUAUCAGACCUCUCAAGCCACCCUUGUUUCUCCAAGAACAAGCUCUGCAACGAGCAAUUACAAUCUGUGGCUAAGACGCUUAAUGAAGUGAUAGAGCUUGCAGAGUUGUGUUCAACUGACAAGUAUGAAGGGAAGCUGCGUAUGCAGAGCAAUCUCGAUGCUUUAUCCGGAAAACUGGAUUUGAAUCUAAGAGACUGUAUGGUUUUGAUCAAGACUGGCGUUCUCGGUGAAGCUACAUUACCUCUAUAUAUCUCAAGUUCAUUGGAAACACCCAAAAUUUCCAGUUUAAAAGAACUUCUAGCGAGGCUUCAGAUCGGUCACUUGGAAUCAAAACACAAUGCUCUCGAACACCUCCUCCGUGCGAUGCAAGAGGAUGAAAAGAUGGUUAUGCCUUUGAUCGGACGAGCCAACGUCGCAGCUUUAGUCCAACUGUUAACAGCAACUUCGACAAGAAUCAGAGAGAAAGCGGUGAAUCUGAUCAGCUUAUUAGCGGAAUCAGGACACUGCGAGGAGUGGCUUAUCUCGGAAGGUGUAUUGCCUCCUCUAGUGAGGCUAAUCGAAUCAGGAAGUCCUGAGACCAAAGAAAAAGCUGCAAUUGCGAUCCAGAGGCUGUCGAUGGCAGAGGAAAACGCAAGGGAAAUCGCAGGACACGGGGGAAUCACACCGCUGAUGGAUCUCUGUAAGACAGGGGAUUCGGUGUCACAAGCUGCGUCUGCAGCUGCUUUGAAGAACAUCUCAGCAGUUUCGGAGCUCAGACAAUCACUUGCGGAAGAAGGAAUGGUUAGAGUCUCGAUCCAUCUCCUAAACCAUGGGAUAUUGUUAGGAUCAAGAGAACACAUGGCGGAGUGUUUGCAGAAUCUCACUGCAGCAAGCGAAGCUCUACGCGAAGCCAUCGUUUCAGAAGGCGGAGUCCCGAGUCUAUUGGCAUACCUAGACGGUCCGUUGCCGCAAGAACCGGCGGUAAUGGCGCUGAGAAAUCUAAUCCCGUCGGUGAAUUCAGAGAUGUGGGUGGCUCUGAAUCUGCUCCCACGACUGACACAUGUACUCAAGUCGGGAUCUUCAGGAGCGCAAGAAGCAGCAGCAUCGGCCAUUUGCCGUUUCGGUUGCUCGGCGGAGACGAAAAAGCUGGUGGGGGAAUCGGGGUGCGUUCCGGUGAUCGUGAAGCUUCUGGAAUCGAAAUCAAACGGAUGUAGAGAAGCGGCGGCUCAGGCGAUCGCGGUAUUGGUGACGGAAGGACGGAUUAGGCGGGAACUGAAGAAAGACGGGAAGAGCGUGACGAAUCUAGUCAUGUUAUUGGAUUCAAACCCUGGAAACACGGCGAAGAAGUACGCAGUGGCGGGGCUGUUGGGGUUGUCCGGAAGCGAGAAGAGUAAGAAAAUGAUGGUGUCGUACGGAGCAAUUGGGUAUCUGAAGAAGCUGUCGGAGAUGGAAGUAAUCGGCGCCGAUAAGCUUCUCGAGAGGCUCGAAAGAGGAAAGCUGAGAAGCUUCUUUCACCGGUAAAAAGUAAAACGAUAAACUGUGUUAUAGUAAGUAAAAACCGUCAUGGUUUUAAAUUGUAAAAGUUUUAACCCCGUCGCCGUUAGUUAACUUAAACUUUACUCCAUAUCAAAGAAAUGUCCUUUGCUUUGGGCUGUU
This is a messenger RNA of Capsella rubella, 2259 nucleotides long. RefSeq names its product protein CELLULOSE SYNTHASE INTERACTIVE 3. The record is from RefSeq and is a predicted model, not a curated record. The coding region runs from base 406 to 2124 and encodes 572 amino acids. The transcript has 4 exons. NCBI's taxonomy places the organism in Eukaryota, Viridiplantae, Streptophyta, Magnoliopsida, Brassicales, Brassicaceae. Gene Ontology annotation, molecular function: protein binding.